AUGUUUCCAUGUGACCAGUGUCCGGUAGCAUACGGCGACCGAAGCCACUUGGAUCGUCAUCGCCAGAUACACGCUGAGCAAGCCGAGCACAGAGAGCGGACGCAACAGGCCACUAUUGAGCGAGCCGGUCUGGGACGAAUUCGUAACGUCUGUCAAUUCUGCCAGGGUAGGUUCACGACCAGUGAAGUCCUCAAGAGGCAUAUCGAUGCCUACCAUUCCGUCGACGGCAACCCACGGAACUCUUAUGCACAUCCAGCUACACCUCCGCAGCAGCAGGCACAGGCUCGACGAGCAUCGUCAGCAAGACCAGCCUCGCCAAAUGCUGCACCGGUCCAGCAUGACCACGCCCACCAACCUUCAGUGCCUGAUCAUCCGCCUGCUGAUGAGCACACGACAGGUGGAACUAGCCCGACAGGCAGCACUAUCAGCCUCGCCUCCGGGCCACCCGUCCCUGGAGAGGUCGAUGUCCGGGCUGGAAGCCUUGGCUGGUUGGACUUCAAAGAAAGAUUUGGCGGUUGCAGUUUGACGUAUGGUUCCCUGGUGAUGGCACUUGACAGCCUGGAUCUUCUUUUUAGAGCACCCUGCAUCCCCCUGAUAGCAGGCUUGUCAGGGGCUCAGGUCAAGCUGCUGCCAGGAAUCGAACUGCUAAGGCAGCUUGUCAACAACUUCUUCCUCAAGUGGCAAAAGAUCCAGCCGAUUUUCCACCUUGCCACAUGGAAGUUCGUCAAAACCCCAUUGGCGCUGCUUGGAGCAAUGGCCUGUAUUGGCGCUCUUUUGGAUGAGGACGAUGAAACGGCCCACCAGGCGCAUAUCAUAAGCUCACGGUGCGUUGCUGUGCUCAACGUCAUGGCCGUCAUCCCUCCUGAGAAUGGUCCAGACAUCAGGUUCCUAGCUGCUGUGUGUCUUCACCAGACAUAUUUGCUUGGGUCUGGUGACGAGCACGUGUAUCACCAUGUUGACCGAAUCCGCGCAUUUCUGGUGGGCAGUCUGCAAAGACUGGGGCUGCUGGGUUCUGGCAAUGAUGACGAGGAUGGGACCGAUCCGGCGCAAGAAACGGUAACUCAGCCAGUGCAGGCUGAAUGGACCGCAUGGAUUGCCUAUGAGCAGGCAAUCCGAACGACGUGGGCUGUAUUUGAAUACGACUGCAGCGUUUCCCUUCUCACCAAUCGCCCCUGUGUCAUAGAGCUGGGAGAUCUGCCUCUGAGGUUCCCAUGCGCCGAUGAGCUAUAUGAAGCUCCAGACGCCCAAUGUUGGGCUGAGCUCCGCUCACGAUCGCCCAAUCGUUCUCAAGGGCCGCUGGUGUCCGCUGUCGUGGCUGCUUCGGCGGAGAGGACGGCGCCGUUGUCUCGAGACGUCUCUCCUUGGACCAGACGUUUGUGCACCCAGAUUUUUGAGAGGAUUCUCAGAGGAUUCGGGAGGCGAGGCCAGCGGGACAGCACUGUUGCGGCCUGCCGACACGUUGGUCUCAACGUCGCCUCUGUCUGCAUGGAGAGCACGGCAAAGGUGAUUUGGGCCAUCAGCUUCCUGGCCAAGUCGAUACCUGCGGAGGGGACCGAAGCAGCGCUGUCAACUUCGGACCUUGUCAACUUCUGUUCCACGAAAUUGAUUCGCCAUUACGCGCAGUUAUCCGUGUACACAGAUGUCAUGGAUCUGAUAACAUAUAUCGCCCGCGUAGCCGCUUCGCCGUCGUCGCCCAACUCUCGCACAUCCUUGCGAUGGGCACAGCAAAAGCUCAUUGACCAUUUCGCAGUGGAUCCGCCCAAAUCUCGGCAGUAUAUUUGGCACGCAGGCCAGAUGAUCAGGAUAGCAAAGGUCUAUGCAGUCUUUGCGCCGGGCGACAAUCUGCGCAUCUUCUCAGCAUAUCUCGCCAUCAUUGCGUUUGUGAAAUACGGUCCUUCGUCGCUGAGAGACGUGGAUGGAGUCGAACCAUUUCAAGCAGACGCGUGGCCGUUCUGCGAGGCAGAGGUCGAAAGGUGGCUUCAAGCUGGUGGCCCUGCGCGAAUCGGGUCUUGCCAUCGCAUCCAAGUCGGGUGCUCAACCGACCAAAUCAUGCAAGAUGCGUUCCAAAUGCUCUACCGCCUCGAGAACUGGGGCAUUUCUGAAAGAUUUUUCAACAUCUUGGUUCACUUCAACGAACUCGACGUGCUUGACGGAUAG
Trichoderma citrinoviride is the source of this 2157-nucleotide messenger RNA. RefSeq lists its product as hypothetical. Gene Ontology annotation, cellular component: chromatin. Lineage: Eukaryota; Fungi; Ascomycota; Sordariomycetes; Hypocreales; Hypocreaceae. Gene Ontology annotation, molecular function: DNA-binding transcription factor activity, RNA polymerase II-specific; RNA polymerase II cis-regulatory region sequence-specific DNA binding; zinc ion binding. The coding region runs from base 1 to 2157 and encodes 718 amino acids. The transcript has 5 exons. The record is from RefSeq and is a predicted model, not a curated record. Gene Ontology annotation, biological process: regulation of transcription by RNA polymerase II; DNA-templated transcription.